Messenger RNA from Phaedon cochleariae (mustard beetle), 1449 nucleotides. The record is from the annotation of a GenBank genome assembly. Lineage: Eukaryota; Metazoa; Arthropoda; Insecta; Coleoptera; Chrysomelidae.
AUGGAUGAUAGCAGCAGUGGUGUGAUGGGAACAUUUUUCCAGUUAUUUGCAUCUGUCAUUGCAAACCUGAUGGCCAUUACCGACGGCAUGACCAUGGGAUGGACAGCUCCGAUGAUACCCUACUUCCUCAGCGAAGAAUCCCACAUUAAAAUGACCAGGUCCCAAGCCGAAUGGCUGGAAUCCUGCAUACUGAUCGGAGCCAUCCUAGGCCUGCCAUUCACCAUAUACUUCGUCGAAAAAAUCGGCAGGAGGAAAUCCCUCAUCCUCUCCACUGCCCUACUAAUAAUUUGCUGGGUGGUGAUCGCUGUAGGCGACAGAGUCGAGUACCUUUAUGCCGCCAGGCUGUUCAAAGGCUUGGGUCUCAACAUGGCGUUCGUGGCUGCGCCUAUGUAUGUCGGCGAGAUAGCCCACAAGAAAAUAAGAGGGUUCCUAUCCAGUAUCACGUUCGUUAUGAUGCUGAUCGGAGUGCUGCUGAUUUACGGUUUGGGGCCCUUCGUACCGUACUUUGUGCCGUCUGUGAUAGCUGGAGUGGUGCUGCUGAUCGAAUGCGUUGUCUUCUAUUUUUUGCCCGAGUCACCGUACUAUUUGAUGAUGAAUAAUGAGCAUGAAGCAGCCAAAGAAUCAUUGAAGCGGUUCAGAGGAAAAGAUGCCAAUAUCGAAGAAGAACUCAAAGAAAUAACAGAAACAGCCAUGAAAGAGAGAAACGAACAGAUCAAAUCACUCAAAGAACUCUACCAAGUCAAAAACUACCGAAAGGCAUUGCAAAUAAUGUUCAUCCUAAACUUUGCGCAGCUGUUCAGCAGCUUCGAAGUGAUCAUGAUGAAUCUCCACGAAAUCUUAGAAAGCGCAGGGUCAAUCUACAUGAACCCGUCCAUUGCAGCUAUCAUAUUCGCAGCUAUUAUGUUGGUAUCCGCCAUAGUAGCUGCUGCCACAAUGGACAGCUUCGGCAGAAAAGUAUUACUGGUAGUUUCCUGUAUUCUGACAGGGAUUUGCCUGCUUGUUCUGGCCAUCUACUUCAACGUCAAGGCGAUGGGUUUCGAUGUGGAGAAAAUCAGCUGGAUACCCAUAGCCUCGGUCAUGGUUUACGCAGCUGUGUUCAAAGUCGGUUUGGGAAUGGUUCCCAUUGUGAUGACAGCAGAGAUAUUCGCUUCGAAGAUAAAGGCGAUAGGAAUGACAGCUGCUGAUGGGGCAUACGUAUUAGCAUCGAUAAUAGCUUUGCAAGUGUAUUUCAAUCUGAAGAGUGCGUUUGGGAUUUACGUACCAUUUUAUAUAUUCAGUGGCUGCGCAUUUUCGACGAGUAUAUACGUUGUGUUUUUUGUACCAGAGACUAAAGGAAAGAGUUUGGAGGACAUUCAAAGGAUGUUGAGAGGAAGAGUAGAUGAUAAUGUCGAGAAAGGUGCCGAAGCUGCCCAGGAGACUGGUGAAUCUCCAAAAGCGAAUUUAGGUUGA